GUCCCUGGAGCAGAUGGGCCCCCUGCUCGUCUUCGGCGGCUACCAGGUGCGCCUGCGCUGCCCCGACCGGACGAGGUGCUCGCCUUCUGCGACUGGCAGCGCCGGGCCCGGGGCCUCUCCGGCGAGGACUUCGCCAGGUUUCGCGUCAAGUGCAUGGCCGGCCUCGUCGCCGCGCUGUUCGGCGCGGCGGUCGUGCUGUACCCCACAGGCUACUUCGGGCCGCUGUCCUCGCGGAUCCGCGGGCUGUUCAUGCAGCACACGAAGACGGGCAACCCGCUGGUGGACUCCGUCGCCGAGCACCAGCCCGCGAGCGCGGGCAUGUACGCCAGCUACCUGCACCUGCCGCUCGACUACGCGCUGCUGGGCGGACUCACGUGCCUGGCCCAGCGAAACAACGGC
Messenger RNA from Prorocentrum cordatum, 399 nucleotides. Lineage: Eukaryota; Dinophyceae; Prorocentrales; Prorocentraceae. The record is from the annotation of a GenBank genome assembly.